AUGGAAGGCUGGGGGCAAGUAAUUGACAUGCGGCCCAAGUUUGACAAGAAUGGUCUUGGUUUCAAUCCUAGAAAGCAUAAUGCAUCUCUCAAGCCUGAUAUCCUUAGCCCGAUCAAGUUUGUGACUGGGGGUGUCAUUCAAGACGGUCAGGUUAAUGCCAUUACCAAUGGCGAGGAGGUGGAUAGUGACUUGUACUUUUGUGCACUCAUAACUGACUCUUCUUCCAUGACACUUUCACCAUCUUUACAAAGCAGAGAAGCAAGUGCUUUGUUGAAGUGGAAAGAAAGUCUUGACAGCCAAAGCCAAACUACAUUGUCUUCAUGGAGUGGCAAUAAUUCAUGCAACUGGCUUGGAGUUUCCUGCAAUGAAGAUUCCAUGUCUGUCUCGACAGUAAAUCUCACAAAUAUGAGACUGAAAGGUACGUUUGAAAGUUUUAACUUCUCGUCCUUUCCAAAUAUUAAAAUAUAUCUUCUGAACAAUUAUCUUUCUGGAUCUAUACCUAGCGAAAUUGGCAAGUUAUUGCACAUGAAAAAAUUAUUUCUUUCUGGAAAUUAUCUUUCUGGAUCAAUUCCUCGAGAAAUUGGAAAACUGGAGAACAUAACCAAUCUACUUCUUAAUGACAAUAAUCUUUCUGGUUCUAUUCCUAAAGAAAUUGGAAUGAUGAGAUCUAUUGUAGACAUAGAUUUGUCAAAUAAUAAUCUGUGUGGUAAAAUUCCAGCUGCAAUUGGAAACUUAAGCCAUUUACGAUAUCUCGGCUUUCCGGGAAACCAUCUCAGUGGAACAAUUCCUAUGGAAUUGAAUAUACUUGGUAAUUUGGAAACAUUCAGUGUAUUUGAUAAUAAUUUUACAGGUCAGUUUCCUCAGAACAUUUGCGUUGGUGCAAACCUGAAAUAUAUUGGUGCUUACAAUAACCAUUUCAUAGGGCGAGUUCUAAGGAGUUUGAAGAAUUGUUCAAGCCUUAUUAGACUUAGGCUUGAAAAUAACCAUUUUGAGGAAAACAUAACUAAUUAUUUUGGUGUAAACCCAAAUCUGAAGUUCAUGGGAUUGGAUAACAAUAAUUUUUAUGGCCACCUUUCAUCUAACUUGGGAAAGUUUCAUAACUUGACACAUCUUCACAUUUCCCGAAAUCAUAUAUCAGGCUCUAUACCACCUGAACUCGAAGAAGCAUCCAACUUAUAUUCAAUUGACUUAUCAUCAAACCAUCUUACAGGAGAAAUUCCAAAGGAGUUAGGAAACUUGACAAAGUUGGGCAGACUCAUUUUAAACAACAAUCGUCUGUCUGGUAAUGUAAAAGUAGCAUCCCUAAAGGAACUUGAAAUCUUAGAUGUUGCAGCAAAUAAUCUAAGCGGUUUCAUCCCAAAACAGCUUGUCACUUCGUCCAGAUUAUUUGACCUAAAUUUGAGCCAUAACAAACUUAGAGGAAAUAUUCCUGAUGAGUUUGGUAAAUUUCAUGCCCUUGAAAGUCUUGAUCUGAGUGGAAAUAUUUUGGAUGGAACCAUACCACAAAUGCUUGGAAAACUGACACACUUGGAAACAUUGAAUAUUUCGCAUAACAACCUUUCCGGAUUUAUCCCUUCUUCCAUUGAUCAGAUGAUUAGUUUGUCAUUUGUUGAUAUAUCAUACAACCAAUUGAAAGGUCCACUUCCAGAUAUGCGAGUAUUCAAUAAUGCAACAAUUGAAGUGUUGAGAAAUAAUUCAGACUUGUGCGGUAAAGUUUUAGGGUUGAAGUCGUGCAGUGGAUCUCAUAAUCAUAAGACUAACAAUCUGAUCUUAUUGAUAGUUUUACCUCUAGCACCAGGAAUUCUAAUGCUAGCAUUUGUUUGUUUCAAACUCUCAAAGCAUUUAUGCCGAACGCGAACCACAAGAGACAAUCAGGAUGGUGGAAUUAUUGUUGCUCCAAAUAAUGCAUUCACAAUAUGGAGUUUUGAUGGGAAAAUGGUGUAUGAGAACAUCAUUGAAGCAACAGAAGAGUUUGAUGACAAAUAUCUCAUUGGAGUAGGAACACAUGGAAGUGUCUACAAAGCUGAGUUGCACACAGGUCAAAUUGUUGCUGUUAAGAAAAUUCAUUUAGCAACAAAUGGAGAAAAUUCUAAUAUAAGAUGUUUCACAAGUGAGAUUCAAGCUCUGACAGAAAUUCGACAUCGUAACAUUGUGAAGCUAUAUGGAUUUUGUUCACAUUCACGCGUGUCACUUUUGGUCUACGAGUUCAUGGAGAAAGGUAGUUUGGAAAAGAUUUUGAAAGAUGAUGAACAAGCAAUUGAAUUUGAUUGGAAUAAGAGGGUGAAUGUCAUUAAAGAUGUAGCAAAUGCUUUAUGCUAUAUGCACCUUGAUUGCUUCCCUCCGAUUGUUCACCGAGAUAUAUCAAGCAAGAAUAUACUUAUGGAUUUAGAAUAUGUGGCUCGUGUCUCAGAUUUUGGAACAGCUAAACUUCUUAAUCCUAAUUCAGCCAACUGGACCUCUUUUGCAGGCACAUUAGGAUAUUCUGCUCCAGAACUUGCAUACACAAUGGAAGUGAAUGAGAAAUGUGAUGUGUAUAGUUUUGGAGUAUUGGCAUUGGAAAUACUUCAUGGAAAACACCCUGGAGACAUUAUAUCUAAUAGUAUACAGUGGAACACUAUGGCGGGACCAACACUGGAUACUAUGUCAUUCAUGGAUAUGUUGGACCAACGUCUCCCUCGUUCAAUGAAUACUAAAACUAAGCAGAUAUUAUCCAUUACGAAGACAUUAAUUUCUUGCUUGGAUCAAAGUCCACGAUCUCGUCCAACAAUGGAGCAGGUUUCCAUGGAGAUUUCAAUAGCAUCAUACUUUUGUUAA
Messenger RNA from Vicia villosa (hairy vetch), 2814 nucleotides. Its product is annotated as MDIS1-interacting receptor like kinase 2-like. The coding region runs from base 1 to 2814 and encodes 937 amino acids. The transcript has 4 exons. The record is from RefSeq and is a predicted model, not a curated record. Lineage: Eukaryota; Viridiplantae; Streptophyta; Magnoliopsida; Fabales; Fabaceae. Gene Ontology annotation, molecular function: protein kinase activity; ATP binding; protein binding. Gene Ontology annotation, biological process: protein phosphorylation.